Messenger RNA from Impatiens glandulifera, 1026 nucleotides. RefSeq names its product probable calcium-binding protein CML21. Lineage: Eukaryota; Viridiplantae; Streptophyta; Magnoliopsida; Ericales; Balsaminaceae. The record is from RefSeq and is a predicted model, not a curated record. The transcript has 5 exons. The coding region runs from base 194 to 862 and encodes 222 amino acids. Gene Ontology annotation, molecular function: calcium ion binding.
GGUGGGCAGCGCACUCAUCAAGUGGAAAUGAGAUUUCAUCACGUAACGUACACAUCCGUCGCUAUAAAUCCUUCAAAGCUUCAUCUUCAACCUUGGCUGGGAACAUACUUUUCGUCGUUUCUGCACUGCCUUCUCAAACUCUCCAUUAUCUUGGGUCUUUAUUCAAUCUUCACCUCACUAAGUGGUGGUGGCUAUGGGAGGUGUUGUGGGCAAGGUUGAGUUACCCAAGGGAAAUAUUGUUGAGUCUAAGCUUGAAGCUAAAGUGGUUGAAGUUAUGAAGGGUAGAGCAUCUAAAGGAAGUUCAAUCAAAUCAUUUAACAGCAUCAUAUUGAAGUUUCCCAAGAUCGACACCAGUUUAAGAAAGUGCAAGGAUAUCUUUGAGCAAUUCGACGAGGACAGAAAUGGCGCUAUAGAUCGAUUGGAGCUGAAACACUGCUUCCAUAAUUUGGAACUUAAUUUUACAGAAGAGGAAGUUAAUGAUCUCUUUAAUGCAUGUGAUGUUAAUGAGGACAUGGGAAUUGAGUUCAAUGAGUUCAUUGUCCUUCUCUGCCUUGUCUACCUUCUGAAGGAGAAGCCUUCUGCACUACUACAAGCAAAAUCAGUUAUGAGCAUGCCAAAUCUGGAGUCGACCUUUGAGACAUUGGUGGACGCCUUUGUGUUCUUGGACAAGAAUAAGGAUGGUUACGUUAGCAAAAAUGAGAUGAUUCAAGCAAUAGACGAGACAGGGGAAAGGUCAUCUGCACGAAUAGCCAUGAAACGAUUUGAAGAGAUGGACUGGGACAAAAAUGGAUCGGUGAACUUUAAGGAAUUUUUGUUUGCCUUCACGAGAUGGGUUGGAAUCGACGAGGCUGAAGAUGAUUGAAAAUUAACGACAAUUGAGAGACUUAUAAUAAAAUCAUCUGUAUAAACAUGUUCAUGAAUUUCGCCUAACUAGUGAACUGCCUGUAUAUAUAUAACAUAGUCACUGUGAUAUCAUGUUGUGUUUAUAAAGACUAUUAUCAAUAACAAGAGUAUUUAUUUAAUCAA